UGAGACAAGCAGCGUAGCAGUUGCGAUUGGGAGCUCGGGGAAGACACAUCUCAGUUGUGCGUGAAGUGGCGGCCAGAGCGAAGAGGCCAAAGCAGAGCUAGAGAGCGAAAAGGAGGAGAGCAAGAAAAACACCGAAACCCUCGCUUUGAAGCUCAAAGUUUGAAAUGUUGACAGCUCAUAAGAGACUUAAAUUACAGUGAGGCUCCCAAAAUAGAACGGUGCAGUCAUAUUGGCUUUCCACAGGUCUCGACGAAGGCCAAAGAGCAGAGUUCAAAAUAGCAAUCUCGAGUUGGCUAACAACAGCGAAAUGGAAGGCAAGAUGGACGAGGCUCGAUUGUACAAAUCCGGGACGAUCAAGUCCUCGUGUUCCGCCGAGUCUUCCGAAUUGGACCAAGACUUCUUCCCUCACUUCCAUUCACAUCAGAAACAUUCAACCACCUUGAGCAUCCGAAGGAAGCUACUUCUGCUCCUCUUCAUUGCUAGCCUGGCCCUCUUAUCGAUCGUAGUGAUUAGUGAGCAACUGAUCUCCAGAUACAUGGACCGACAGCAAAGCCAAAGCCAUCUGAGAACCUCAAGCCACGGUGACGCGCCGCCGGUGAUUGAGAUCGACAUCUACACACUCGAAAGAUGGGCCCAAGAAGCCAAACGGCAUAAAGAUGACAAGAUACCAUUGGAAGACAUCAGGAAGAGUGCCAAGCAGGCGUUUAUGGACUUGAGCGGGAUUAAUCUGGUCGAGGACGGGAUCUUCUGGUCCGGAGCCUUGGAGGCUCGAGUGCCACAUGGUCCCAGUGAUCAACAGGUCCAGGAUCAGCUCCAAGCCAUGCGAUCUCGACAAGUGGAAGAAAUCCUCGAUGCCGACUUUAGUCAUUGCGGUCGCGAACAGAAUCGACGCAUUCUCUUCCAAGAUGGCACGGAGGCGUGUGCCCGGAAUCGCGAGGAUCACGUCGAGUUCGUCCAAGGUGAAGUGAUGGCCUUUUAUCUGGCUCGCCUGCUCGGCAUCACCAAUACUCCACCAGUGGCUUUGUCAUCGGUGAAUGGUUCGGCUUGGGAUGGCGUCCGACAAGGUGCAACAAAUUGGACCCAAACCAACACAAACAAGAUAGUGGCCUUGAUCCAAUGGAUCCCGGAGUUGACGAAAGUGGUUAUCCCUCCAGCUUUGAGAGAAGCUUUGGACACUAAAGAGGCUUUGGACAUUUACAAAGGAGAGAAGUUCCAGGAUCUGGACGAGGAAGAAAUGGGAGAGCUUGUCCAAUGGAGCGAUCUCAUCAUCUUCGAUUUCCUCACUGGCAAUUACGAUCGUGUGGCAACCAUGCAGGAUGCCGCGUCGAAAUUGAAGCGACCCGGUCUAAUGAAGGAGACGGUCCGGAAUCUGGCCAAAAGUACUCGAACCGGAUCGUUGUGGAUGAUCGACAAUGAGUCGGCGUUUUUGGCCGGAUAUGGAGUGAUACAUCUGCAGAAGGACCGCAAAAUGUCACUUUAUCUGGAAGACUUGCUCAAAGCCAAUUGCAUUUUCCGUCGAACCACUGUUCAACGGCUGUUUGCUCUGCACAAGAGUGCCAAACCAGCCGAGCUGCUCAUCCAUCUCACCCAACAAAACGAGCCUCUCUUCCAAGAACUCCCAACCAUUCACGAGAACUCGAUUUUCGUGCAGCAUUUUGCUGAACGACUGGAACAAGUGUGGCAAUGGGUCCAGCAUUGUCAAAGUCGCUUGGAUUUCAUUGGUUGAUCCGCCAUUUCAUGGACAUGGUCCAAAAGAAGCCAAAGCCAUGUAUUGUAUUUCUUUGCAAUGCUUUCCAAUGCAAUUCUUUCAGACAAGUAACCAUUUCUGUACAUAGAAAUUAAUGUCCCAAAGAGGACGAGCUAAAGGCCCCUAAUCUCGGGGGCAAGCUCGCUUGAUGAGGCAACAAAGGAACCAAUAAAUUGUUGAAACAUGUGA
This is a messenger RNA of Tigriopus californicus, 1936 nucleotides long. It is a transcript of the gene fj, whose product is annotated as four-jointed box protein 1-like. The coding region runs from base 308 to 1726 and encodes 472 amino acids. The record is from RefSeq and is a predicted model, not a curated record. Gene Ontology annotation, biological process: cell-cell signaling. NCBI's taxonomy places the organism in Eukaryota, Metazoa, Arthropoda, Copepoda, Harpacticoida, Harpacticidae. The transcript has 4 exons.